This is a messenger RNA of Penicillium atrosanguineum, 1605 nucleotides long. Its product is annotated as cytochrome P450. The transcript is spliced from 3 exons. The record is from RefSeq and is a predicted model, not a curated record. Gene Ontology annotation, molecular function: iron ion binding; oxidoreductase activity, acting on paired donors, with incorporation or reduction of molecular oxygen; monooxygenase activity. Bases 1 to 1605 code for a protein of 534 amino acids. Lineage: Eukaryota; Fungi; Ascomycota; Eurotiomycetes; Eurotiales; Aspergillaceae.
AUGGCUGUUAAACAAUUUUAUUUGCUGGGAGAGCCUAGCUCGUCAGCUCGGAAUGUCGAGGUGGAUUCAUCUCUUGACUCUGAAGGACUUCAGCAUUUGAUUGCUGGUCAUUUUGCCAUUGUUGAGCCUCAUGGCAUCACUUUCCAAUCUGAUGACGCGACACUAUUCACCGUGUCAGAGGUUCUGGUCAACGAGAACCCCAUCGCUAUCACGAUAGAUGGCAAAGCAGUCCGAGAGAUUCCCGGACCAAACGGUCUUCCUUUUGUAGGAAACUUUUUCGAGAUCUACCCCGAUCACUUGGGCAACCACCAGCGCCUGUUCGAACAGUAUGGCCCUAUCUUUCAGACCACCAACAUGGGUCGCACGGUCUACCACACCAACGACCCUCUCUUGUCAACUAUUGUGUUUGCCGAGUCCGAUUUCUUCACAAAGAAGAUCAACGAAGCCCACCCCUUGUAUCCUAUCAAGAACAAGGAAGCGGGGGUCUUCCUUGGGCCUAAGGCUGUGCGUCACUAUGCUCCCACUAUGCAGGCGACGGUUGAGGAUGCGUUCAAGGUGUUCGAUCAGCUCGAUGAGCAGGAGGAGGCGUGGAAUGUCUACCAGUACAUGUUGAAGCUGGGCGCGCAGGCUGUGGGCAAACUGGUUCUGGGGAUCGACUUUAAGCACUUCACAACGCCCGAUGCUCCCCCUCACGAGCUGGUGUACCGCAUUGCCGAAUCAUUAGAGCUGAACAAGAAGGUGACUGCUCGAGGAAACUGGUACGCCAAACUGCCGUUUGGUGAUCCCCAACGUUUGCGCGAUGCCAGAUGGCGCAUCAUGGAGAUGGUCGAAGAGUCGAUUCAAAAUGCGGCUCGCGGUGGAGUUGAGGAUCUCCCUCUACAGGACGCAGCUUUGCAAGCAUCCAACAUGAUCGACUACGCCAUCCGCGCCACCGACAACAAGGGUGAGAAGCUGCCCAAGGAAAGUCUCAUGUCCGCCCUGGUCGUGGCCACCGGCGCCGGUUUCACAACCACCAGCUCCCUUCUCUCCUGGCUCCUCUACUCUAUGGUCACCUACGAGGGCAUGCAAGAGCGUCUCCUCCAAGAACUCGUUGACCACGACAUCGACGCCAACACCCAACUCACCGCUGACCUCACCGACAAACUCACCUUCAUGGACCACUUCAUCAAGGAGACCCAGCGCCGCCAUAACCCCUCCUACCAGCCCGCCCGCACUGCAAAGGUCGACAUGAUCCUCCCUGGCGGAUACAAACUGCCCCAAGACGCAAUCGUCAUCCCGGCCCUGCACCACGUGCACAACAACCCGGCCGUGUGGGAGAAUCCCGCCCGCUUCGAUCCCGAUCGCUGGGACAUGGAGCAGGUCAAGAAUCGCCACAAGGGCGCGUAUAUCCCCUUCGCGGCCGGUCCGCGUAUGUGUAUCGGAUUCAAUUUCGCGCUGCAGGAGGUCAAGGUCUUCUUGCCCAAGUUGGUCUACCGAUACAAGUUCACCAAGGAGAAUGACGGGCCGAUCGAGUACGAUCCCAUGUUCCAGCUCAUCCGCCCGAAUAACCUGUACGUGCGUGCCGAGCGACGUGUGAAGUGGCCCUUCAAGAGCGAGUCUGUUUGA